Messenger RNA from Priapulus caudatus, 5580 nucleotides. RefSeq names its product zinc finger protein 585A-like. The record is from RefSeq and is a predicted model, not a curated record. Lineage: Eukaryota; Metazoa; Priapulida; Priapulimorpha; Priapulimorphida; Priapulidae. Gene Ontology annotation, biological process: regulation of transcription by RNA polymerase II. Gene Ontology annotation, molecular function: DNA-binding transcription factor activity; RNA polymerase II cis-regulatory region sequence-specific DNA binding. The transcript has 2 exons. The coding region runs from base 232 to 3966 and encodes 1244 amino acids.
UGCAAGCAGCCGCCAUGUUCUUCACGUCUUGUGUUUGGAUAAUCAUUUGUUUGAAGAGUGAAAAUGUCUUAUCUUUACUAAUUAACUGAUCCAGGGCCGUUUAAAAAUUGUUCGAUGUCGACAAGUAUGCAAAUGUGAGGAGGGGCAUUGGUGGACACAGAGCAAGCUUACCAUUGCACUCAAGAAGAACAAAACGGAGAUCAGAGGGUUGAUGCGAAAUUCAAUGCCCAGAUGACAAACCGCACAGCAUCAGGAACAGCGCAUUGUCACACGUGCAGUGAAUGUGGACGAGUAUUCAAGAAAAAGGCUGCAUUGCGGCAGCAUUUGCUUCUUCAUACAGGUGAAAAGCCGCACAAGUGCAGCAUCUGCAGCAUGGCAUUCACGUCACGUGCGGCUAUGAAGUCACAUGAAAGGUUGCACAUAGGAGAUAGACCUUACAAGUGUGACAUGUGCGACAAGACAUUCAUACUGCCAGCACAUUUGAAAAAACACAUGUGCCAUCACACGGGAGCAAGCCCAUACAAGUGCAACAACUGCGGUGAAGUGUGCGAUGGCAAAGAAAGUCUACAAAAUCACAUGGCGGUCCAGCACGCCUGCGAAAAACCAGCAUCGAAAGGUAGCAGCCACACGUGCACAGAAUGCAACAUGACAUUUUUAUCGGAAGAAAUUCUUGAAGAUCACAUGUUAGCCCAUCGUGGGUUGAAGCAGUUUUCAUGCCACAUGUGCGACAGAAUGUUUUCACGGGCUUCGAACUUCCGCACCCACCUCGGAACGCACGACAGAGGACCCUGGGAAUGCUCGGUGUGCGAGAAACAGUUCAAGACGAAGAGCAACCUGACAAAGCAUCUACGCACGCACGACGAGGUGAACGCCGUUCCGAAGCCGUACGUCUGCCGAUACUGCAGCAAGUCGGUCGCGUCGCGCUCGGCGUUGGAAGAGCACGAGCGAAUCCACACCGGCGAAAAGCCGUACGUCUGCAACCUGUGCUUCAAGGCGUUCGUGCAGUCCGGGGCGCUGCGGCAACACAUGCGCACGCACUUCGGUGAAAAGCCGCAUCGUUGCGAGGUCUGCAAUUGGAGGUUCACCGACAAGGGCAACAUGAGGCGCCACAUGAAGACGCACUACCAGAAGAACUCGCGGCGGCAGAAAAAUUCAGGCGAGCAGGCUGCUGCUGCCGCGCUGUCUCCGAACGAAUUCGCCGGAGAGCCGGGCGAGGAGGAGGAGGAAGCAGCGUAUGAGGGCAUGGAUGAGUCUGCAUUCGUGAAGCCGGGACCACGCAGUAAGAAGCAGGCAAACAUGCGGAGAUACCUGUGUCCCGUGUGCGACGCUACGUUCCCCGUGGCGGUCAUCCUGCAGCGCCACAUGAGGACGCAUCGCUAUGCGGUCUCGCGGAAAGAAGUGGAAACGCUGAUGCGUAUUGACAACCGGCCGGUCAAGGAGGCGGAUGGCGCCGGGGGGAGUACGGCAGAAGACCCGGAUGAUGUUAAAAAAGAGCUGAACGAGUCUGAAGCUCUCAUCUCUGGUGUACAGUUGCCUUUCAUGGCAAGCAACAUGCUAGACACCACAAACGGUCUGGCUGCGGCAGUUAACGAUGAACAGUUUAUCGAUACUGUGAACGAUCACGCGUCGUCAAAGCAGGAAGUUGAAAAUGCGAGAGACAUGGAUAUACGAAUGAAUUUGGAAAUGCAUAAUUUCAUACGAGAACAAAGUUUAGUGUCUGCUUCGAGUGCUAUCGUCAUGGAGACCAACGUUCCUCCGCAAACUACACAUCAGUUUCCAGCAGGUGAAGAACAGUCUCAGCUUCACAUGAAUAAAGAUGCUUAUCAACAUGCCGCAACUGAUCUGCCAUCUAACCCGUUUAAAUAUUCAUGUAAAGAAGCGCAUAAAUCUCCUAUUAGUGAUCUAAAUUCUCAACUGCAUUCAGGGAAUGGGGACCCUUCAAGCCUCGCAAAUCGAGACUUGUUCCCGCCUGGCAGAGAUCAAAGGCUUGUUCAUCACAGUGCGGAGCAAGGUCUGGUGGCACACAGUCCAGAGCAAGGUCUCAUACCUCGCAGCGCAGAACAAGGACUAGGGCAGCCUAGUAGUAGAGAUCAGAAGCUGCUACAAUCUAGCACAGAUCAACCUAAUAAAGACCAAGGUCUAACACAACCUAGCAAAGAUCAAAAGCGGCAACAACCUAGCACAGAUCAAGCGUUAAUGCAACCUUGGACGGAUAAGGGACGUGGUUCUCUACAGCUUCCCACAGACGAAGCAAAUGAAAGUGGCGAGUCGUCCAAUCCGGACGAUAAAAAAGAUGGCAAAGGGUUUCCUUACCAGCUGAGAGCUAGGGAGAGUGAAAAUGCGGAGGAGCUUGUUUGCAACACGUGCUCGGCUGUGUUCAAACAACGGAGUUCUCUCAACCGGCACAUGUACACUCACUCAGAGAAUAAACCAUAUGAGUGCGACACGUGCGGCAAGGCGUUCACAGCUAAGCAUCUCCUCACCACUCACGAGAAGAUUCACACCGGCGUGAAGCCGUUCCAGUGUGGAAGCUGCAAGACGACGUUCACGCGUUCGUACAGCCUCCACUACCACAUGAGGAACCACUGCUCGGGGAAACCCAAACUCAAGGUGCCGAGCCACCUCUGCAAGAGCAAGGGCAUGAGUCCAUACUUUGCGAACAUGGCGCCGGUCGACCCCACGUCGCCGCUGAGCUGCUCCGUGUGUCUGGAGACGUUCCGCAACCACAAGCGCCUGCAGGAGCACUUCGCGCAGAAGCACGCCGACGACGAGAUGCACCGCUGCGGCCGCUGCAACGCGAUGUUUCGCGACCCGCAGCUGCUGCACAAGCACGCGCUCACGCACGCCGUCGACAACUCGCAGAACCGCUGCGGCGUCUGCAGCAUGUCGUUCGACACGUUCGACCAGCUGCAGAAGCACCUGCCGUUUCACACCGUCACCGAGAUGCGGCAAACCGUGCAGCAGCGCAAGCGGCAUCCCGCCGUGCUGAAGGAGAUCGAGUUAUCCUGCAGCCUCUGCGAUGCGAACCUCUCCGGCCGCAACGAGCUGUUCGAUCACAUCGAAGCAGCGCACGGCAUCAAGAAGGGCAGCUGCAGCUGCAACAUGUGUGGGAAGACGUACAGCCGGCCCGACAGCCUCUACAAGCACCUGCGCACGCACAGCGGACAGAAGCCGUACAAGUGUGACGAGUGCGAUGCUGCGUUCAGCCUGCGAGGCAGCCUGUGCAGCCACAUGCAGACGCACACGAAGCCGUACGUUUGCCACGUGUGCGGGCACGCAUUCAGCCGACACUACUCGCUGAAGACCCACCUGCCGAUCCACGGCGACGACCAGGCGUUCCAGUGCGAGUUCUGCGGCACUACGUUCAAGCUGUACAAGACUCUCGCCGCACACCUCAAGGAGCAUGCGAAGGAGAAGGGAGGCGGCGAUGGAGCGGCGGCGGCGGCAGCGGCGGCGGCGGCGGCAGCUGCGUGCGUUGCCACGGAGACGAGGAAGCAGCGCAGCAGCGUCGCCGCGCCGACGGAGCUUCCGUGCGGCCGCUGCGAGGCGCGUUUCACAGACGCGGCGGCGCUUCAGAAGCACACACUGCAGCACGCGGGAGAGGACGCGUACGAGUGCUUCGUGUGUCGUCAGGUGCUGCCCGACGCCGCCAUGCUGCCCGCGCACAUGGCCAAGUACCACAGCAACAACGAGACGUUCCACUGCGGGCUGUGCGGGGGCGCGGUCGGGGACAGGAGGGCCCUCGACGAGCACGUCCUACUGUGUAGCAGUCGGCAGCACGCAUACCACCGCGCGGAGGCGCUAGGGAUGCACUCACCACCGGGCAUGGACGCCCUCGGUAUGAGCAUGAAUGGAAUGUGCCAGGCGGCGGGCAUGCUAGGCGGGCGCGCUGAGGACUUUCGACUGGGCAGUAACAUGCCCAGUCGCCAUUCCUCACGGUUCCCAUUUCAGUCGGGGUGUGGGUGACGAAUCUAUAGCGGAAUUAGUGUGGGAGUCGUUUUGGAUCGUUAAUGCGUAUACCAAUCCGUGACCGUGGUUAUAGGAAGUUGCUACUUUUUUUCUGUCAUUAUUUGAGUGUUCUUAAAAUGUGUGCUACUGUGUUUGGGAAGAAUGCGAGUUAGUAAGUUUAUAUAGUAGUAGCUGUGCGCAGGUAACGACAUAUAGUAGACAACAGGACAACUUAUCUCUAUGAAUGUACUUCAUAAAAAGUCAGUGCUAUUUUAUUGUGUUUUUUUUACUAUAUGAUGUUCGUCUUAGAACAAUUCGGCCUUCUAUGUGUAUACUUGUGCUAAGGUUGUGUAUACGGAGACUGUUGUGCAAAGAGAGUUAGCAAAACGACUUCUAUUUAUCAUCAGUUGUGCUUCGCACAUAUUCUUAGCAGCUCUGUUCUCUAUGGUCGAAAACGAAGAACUUUUAUUAAUUAGGUACAUGUAUAUAGUUCACGUUGUCUUCAUUCUUUGCUUACAUAUGUUACAACCGAUUUCUACCUUCCUGUAUGGGUCCACAUUUGUCUGUAUUACUGACUUUCUAUAUAUAGUAGAAGCGCGUGCCUGUGUACUUUUCAAGGGAGUUUGUUAGUAACACAAAUUUAUAUGCGUAGCAUAAGUAUUCAUAGAUUUAUCUCCAUGUUUUUAAUAGGUAAGCUUGUGUUACAAUUUAUCAGUACUGUAGUAUAUAUAUAUAUCAGUGUGUGUGCAUGCGUGCAUAUGUGUACUGUAUAUAUAUAUUUAUAUUUAUAUAUAGAUAUAAAUAUAGAUAUAUAUAGAUAUAUUGGUUCGGUUGGUAUUAUUAUGUGCACACUACAGGGCGAGUUUAUGAUAGAUAUGUUAGGUACUUAUCACGUAAUAGUAGAUGCGGCAUAAAUAGCAAUUUUACUAUUACAAAAAUGAAGUAAUUAUUAGCAAAAUUCAUUAAAUUUGUGUAACAGGUAAGUGCUAAAGCUAUUAAACAAUGUGUUGUGAUCAAAUUGUCUUGUUUCAGCAAUCGGUUUAGCUAUUUAAGUGACCAUGAUGACAAGUUCAACAUGGAAGAAACAUUAAAAUUGCCAUUAUAUCAUCGGAGCCAAUGUUUUGGGGCAGUUUGGUGUUGGAUACGAGUAGUGCACUUGCAUACAUAUAGCCAUAUAUAGCUUUAGUCUACAAAUUAAAAUAUUUAGUGAAUGUGUGUUUGAUAUAUAGUUAUAAUUAGUGGCAUAUAAACGGAUGCAAUAGAAAUGGUAUUUUUGUAAAUUGCUUUUUCGUAUAACCUCAAGUUAGUUAUCCUUUGAGAAAACCCUUCGAGUAAUUUUAUCAGUUUACAAAUCAGAUUUAUUCUCCUUGUUUUCAGUUCAUUCAUUUUACGGAAUAUAAUCGUCUCAGUGGGUUAAUGUUACGGACUCACUGUGUGUAGGGUAUUGUAUAUUUAACGAAUAUUCCUUUCUUGAACAAGUGGUUGACUGUACGUGAUUACAAUUACCUCAACCACACUGGUUUUCAAUAUCAAUUACUUUUCUUAAAGUAUUGUGAGACGAUCAAUAGAGAUUGUAACCAUAUCAUAAUUAUGCUUCUUGUUAAAAUUAAAUACUAUGUGUAAAUCUAGAAA